This is a messenger RNA of Dioscorea cayenensis subsp. rotundata (Guinea yam), 1177 nucleotides long. Its product is annotated as peroxidase A2-like. Gene Ontology annotation, molecular function: peroxidase activity; heme binding. The record is from RefSeq and is a predicted model, not a curated record. The transcript has 4 exons. Bases 21 to 1013 code for a protein of 330 amino acids. Lineage: Eukaryota; Viridiplantae; Streptophyta; Magnoliopsida; Dioscoreales; Dioscoreaceae. Gene Ontology annotation, biological process: hydrogen peroxide catabolic process; response to oxidative stress.
UUCUCUUUAAGGUGUUAAAGAUGGUGCAGUCUAGGCCUUCUCAUCUUCUUGCCCUAACCCUAACCCUAACCCUAAUAUCCUCCUUCUUCCUAGGAUCAAGAGCUCAACUUAGCUCCACCUUUUAUGACAGCACUUGUUCUAAUGUAUCAACCAUAGUGAGAAACAUCGUUCAACAAGCUCAGUCAUCUGAUCCGCGAAUCGUCGCCAGUCUUACUCGCCUCCAUUUUCAUGACUGCUUUGUCAAUGGAUGUGAUGGAUCAUUGUUGUUGGAUGAUAGCUCAAGUAUACAGAGUGAGAAAGGUGCAGCUCCUAAUAAUAAUUCAGCUCGAGGUUUCGAUGUCGUCGAUAACAUUAAAACUGCAGUGGAGAGUGCUUGCCCUGGUGUUGUAUCUUGUGCUGAUAUUCUUGCCCUUGCUGCUGAAGCUUCUGUUAACUUGGCAGGAGGUCCUACAUGGACAGUGCUAUUAGGAAGAAGAGAUGGCACCACUGCAAGCUUUUCCGGUGCAAACAACCUCCCUAGCCCAAGAGACCCUGUCUCCACUCUUCGGUCCAAGUUCUCCAACGUCGGCCUCAGCGAUACCGAUCUCGUCACCUUAUCUGGAGCUCACACAUUUGGAAGAGCAAAGUGCGCUUUUUUCAGUGACAGGCUCUACAACUUCAAUAACAGUGGCAGCCCAGACCCCAGCUUGAACACCACCUACCUUGCCACCCUUCAGCAAAACUGCCCACAAGGAGGAUCAGGAGACACACUCAACAACCUUGACCCCAGCUCUCCGGACACUUUUGACAAAAACUAUUAUACCAAUCUUCAGACCAACCGAGGCCUACUCCAGUCUGAUCAAGAGCUCACUAGUGACAGUUCUCUUGCUUCCACUGUUAAUAGCUUUGCCAGCAGUCAAAGCACAUUCUUUCAGAACUUUGGUUCAUCCAUGGUGAACAUGGGGAAUAUCAGUCCUUUGACUGGGUCAAAUGGACAGAUUAGAAGCAAUUGCAGGAAGGUUAAUGGAAGCUAGUCAAGUCACAUCAAACUGAUGAUGAUGAUGAUAUGUCACUUAGUCGUUUUAUGUACUGUUCAUGCGUGCGCCAAGUGCAUGCAUGAAUGUUUCCUUAAGUUGUAAUGUAUUUGAUUUGGUUCUGUUUGUGUUUUGUGUUAUUCAACAAGAAAGAAUAAAGGCUU